Molecule: messenger RNA, 708 nt
Organism: Plectropomus leopardus (leopard coralgrouper)
Lineage: Eukaryota; Metazoa; Chordata; Actinopteri; Perciformes; Serranidae
Source: RefSeq, a predicted model, not a curated record
CUUGGUGACAUCAUGUGUACUCUGUAUCAUUUUCUGUCAUUCAUUAUUACAGCUGCUUCAAUAGGAACCAUGGUGCUCAUAUCAAUCGAUCGAUAUGUGGCUAUUUGCUAUCCUCUGCAUUACUCCACCAGAGUCACACACAGAAGAGUUCAGAUCUGUGUCUGUCUGUGUUGGAUAUGGUCUUUUUUCUGUCACAGUUUGUUGCUAAAGGAUAACCUGGAGCAACCCGGCAGGUUUAAUUCCUGCUCUGGAGAGUGUGUGUUUGUCAUCAACUACAUCGCUGGUUUUGCAGAUCUAGUUUUGUCUUUUAUUGGUCCUGUCACUGUCAUUGUAGUUCUGUAUAUAAGAGUAUUUGUGGUGGCUGUGUCUCAGGCUCGUGCCAUGCGCUCUCAUAUUGUAGCUGUUAAACUCCAGAAAUCAGCUAAAGUAACUGCUAAAAAAUCUGAAAUGAAAGCAGCCAGGACUCUUGGUGCUGUUGUUGUUGCGUUUAUAACAUGUGUCUGUCCAGCGUACUGUGUCACUCUUACAGGCAAAGACGUUUCACUCAGUGCUUCAUCUGCUGCCUUUGUGAUCUGUUUGUUCUACUUUAACUCCUGCCUGAAUCCUGUCAUCUAUGCCUUUUUUUACCCCUGGUUUAGAAAAUCUAUCAAGCUCAUUGUCACACUGAAGAUACUGCAGCCCGGCUCCCGUGAGGCCAACAUGCUGUAG